This is a messenger RNA of Penaeus vannamei (Pacific white shrimp), 2121 nucleotides long. RefSeq names its product cyclin K (gene CycK). The record is from RefSeq and is a predicted model, not a curated record. Gene Ontology annotation, molecular function: cyclin-dependent protein serine/threonine kinase activator activity. Gene Ontology annotation, biological process: positive regulation of DNA-templated transcription, elongation; regulation of transcription by RNA polymerase II. Lineage: Eukaryota; Metazoa; Arthropoda; Malacostraca; Decapoda; Penaeidae. Gene Ontology annotation, cellular component: cyclin/CDK positive transcription elongation factor complex; nucleus.
UCGAAGGAUAAGACAACAAAUCAACAUCUGACGGAAGAGAAUUUUCUCAUUUCCUUCAAUAUGACGAAGAGGUCCGGCUGGUACUAUGAAAAGCGGGAGCUGCGGCAUACGCCCAGCAUUCAAGCAGGCCUCACCAUGGAUCAGGAGACACAGUACCGUCGGGAAGGAGCGCGUUUCAUCCUGCAGGUUGGGAAUAAGAUGGGGCUUCGUUAUGAGACCAUGGCCACGGGCGUUGUCUACUUCCACCGCUUCUACAUGGUCCACACCUUCCAGACCUUUCCCAGACAUGUUACUGCAUGUUGUUGCCUUUUCCUAGCUGGGAAGGUGGAAGAAACACCAAAAAAGUGCCGUGAUAUCAUGAAAACUGCAAGGAGCCUUAUUGAUGAUACGACGUGGGCUGAAUUUGGAGCUGAUCCUCGUGAAGAAGUAAUGACUCUUGAAAGAAUUUUGCUGCAGACAAUCAAAUUUGACUUCAUUGUGGAACAUCCAUACACCUACCUCCUCAAAUAUGCCAAGUGCCUUAAAGGUGACAAAAAGAGACUACCUAACAUGGUACAAAUGGCAUGGACAUUUGUGAAUGACAGCCUGUGUACCACCCUAUGCCUUCAGUGGGAACCAGAAAUCAUAGCAAUUGCUCUCAUGUACCUGGCGGGGAAGCUGAGCAAGUUUGAUGUGACAGACUGGGUAGGCCGCAUCCCCAAACACCAGCGCUGGUGGGAUAUGUAUGUCGAAGGAAUCUCCAUGGAGCUGCUGGAAGAUAUAUGUCAUCAGGUACUGGACCUGUACUCACCCAACCGCUCAGAGGCAGGUGGUGCAAGCAGUGAGCCCUCUAUCACCAUGCCCUCUGUGGCCCCAAGACGCCCUGUAACACCCACACAGAGCAGCAGCACUGCACCCCCGCCAGCGAAGAAGGCCAAGAAGGAGGAGGUGAAGUCAUCGCCAGUGAAGACAGAGAGCACGCCACAGCCGCAGCCAUACCAGUACCCAUAUGCGUACCAAAACUACCCUCAGGCACCCUAUUCUUCGCAGACCUCAACGCAAGGGACACCUACAACACCCACACCGCGCUACCCAUACCCAUACCCACCCUCCACCACACAGGGUCCUCCUCCACAGGCCCCACCUCCACAGGCACCCCCUCCAACUUACCCCAACCAGCAGAGGCACUACCCGCCACCUGCAGUCACAACACCCCAGGCACCACCCCCACACUAUGCGACACAGCCCCCACCUUCACACUAUUCAUCAGGCAGCCACCCACCCUCAACAUACCACCAGCCAGGUGCAGCAGGACACUACCCUGCUCCCCCUACUAACCAGCCUCCCCCCUCGCACUAUGCGCCGCCUCCCCAUGGCUCAACGUCCUCUUCCUACUAUCCCCCACCCCCAUCAACUAACAACCCUCCCCCGAACUAUGCCCCAGCGGGCCCUUCCUCCAACUACCCUCCUCCCAGCUCCUACCCACAUUCCAGCUCAAGACCUUACUACCCGCCUUCUUCGUAGUUAGCUUUUAAUUAGAAGAGAGACUAUUCAUAAAGCAGUUCUUUGAACACCUAAGUACAACUACUUUAAUUGCAAUAUUUGCAUUCAAUUUGCAAUUUCCACAUUUUUUGAAAGGCUUUUGGACUCUCUCAGUUUUGAGCAAAUGCAUGUGGAUUAUAAUAGCUUCAUUUUGAAGGGAUCUAUUUUUCCAUUACAAAAACAAAAGCAAAAAUAAAAAACUAUAGCCUUGUAAAACCUAUGACAGUGAAUAAUAGUAUGGUUUAUCAUUGCAUGAUCCAAAGGGAAGGGGCUGCUCUCGAGACCUAGAAAAAUUGGUAUUGAGGGAGAAUUCAAAGACUAUAUAUUGCAGUGUUUUUUUUUGGUCCUGUUACCAUUACAUUGUUCAUGACCAAGAUAGGUUUUGUUAAUGAGAAUGCAGGUCAUGCGUCUUACAUUCUUACCCUUUGUACAUUUUGUUAAACUGAGAUCGUAAUUGACAUGAAGAAUGAAUGACCAGUUGUAUGUGAACCCAAAAUAUUAGUGUAAGUAAAAUACCUUUUCAUGUACAGAAUAUGAACUAUUAGAAAUCUCUAUAUUUGUGUAUUUUUAUGUAAAAAUACAAUAAAUACUGAAUAUGAA